AUGUCUCUCAGAUAUCUUAGCGGCUGCGCACUCUUUAGCCGUCUCGCCAACCGUCGAGGCAUCAGGAUGAUGCAUAUGUCCACCGUAGUGGGUGAUUCUGGUCGCUCUUACGUCACGGGCGAGGUGCUCCAGCGCCGUCGUGAGGACAACACCCCGACCAUCUUGAAAGCCGACUCCGAACACGAGUCUUUCAUCGUCAAGCGUGUGCGCAGGCCGUUUUACAAUCUGUCUCUACGUCUUGCUGCUGAAUUUGCAAGCUCACGCUGGCUCCGAAUGCACACUGAUUGCAACACGGAAGAAGGCGUUCUUAUCUAUCCCUAUUAUCGAAACACCCUGCUUGCUUUGAUUCAGGACGAUCCAGACCUGCCCAUAACGGAACGGAAUAAGAUUUUACGAGGCACGGGAGAAGCAAUACAGGAGCUUCAUAACAAGGGUUGGAUACACUGCGAUUUGAAGCCUGAUAACAUACUAGUCAACUGGACUUGCGACGAUCAGGGGACUAAAACCGUCACCGAUGUGGUUCUUGGCGAUUUUGAUAUUGCUUAUGAGUUGCAAGGCGGACUUUCACGUCAGACCCCGUACGCAAUAGGCAACGUUAUGUGGCGGAGCCCAGAAGGACAGACAGGAAUAACGAGCAAGGCAUCAGACGUGUUCUCGUUUGGACUAGUUUGCAUAUACGUCCUCGGCGGCGGUGAGUUGCUGCUCAUAAACAAUAACAAUUACCAAGAACUCAAAAAGACUGGUCAUACCGCAGAGCAGGAGAUAAUUACUCGGCACUUUUGCUACUUCGGACCAGUUCCCAAAGAGCUCUUCGAGCAGGUUAGCAAUGACCUUUGGCGUCGCGCUCUGGAGGGAGCUUCAGCGAUGGCCGAAGAUAUGGUGAGGGAACAACCGGAAAUGAGGUUCAUGCGUUGGAGCGCCGAGCUUGGCCCUGAGGCACAGGAAGUGAUAUCUGGAAUGACAAAUCUGAAUCCGACGAGCAGAAUACCGAUCGAAGAAGUUGUAAAGCACCGAUGGCUGCAGGGACCUACGUAG
This is a messenger RNA of Colletotrichum orchidophilum, 1035 nucleotides long. RefSeq lists its product as uncharacterized. The record is from RefSeq and is a predicted model, not a curated record. Gene Ontology annotation, molecular function: ATP binding; protein serine/threonine kinase activity. NCBI's taxonomy places the organism in Eukaryota, Fungi, Ascomycota, Sordariomycetes, Glomerellales, Glomerellaceae. The coding region runs from base 1 to 1035 and encodes 344 amino acids. The transcript has 4 exons. Gene Ontology annotation, cellular component: nucleus. Gene Ontology annotation, biological process: protein phosphorylation; mitotic DNA damage checkpoint signaling.